GCUACAAAACCCAUGAAAUCUCCAGAGGUACCUUCAUCUGGAUCUGCACCAAGAAAUCUCCCCAUAAACUUCUUCAUGGUUUCCUACCUUAAUGACUUCAUCUGACCCGUCUUUUGGUCUCAGCUCAGACUUUCUCCCUUCCUUCCUUCCUUCAAUCUUGCUUGCCUGCUGGGACACUCAAGGUUUCUCUGCCUCCUGCCCCUGUUCAGGCUUGCUGGCAGCUUCAAUAUCUGCCCAUUUUGUGUUUCUGCCAGGAUCUGUGAUGACAGUGACAUACACCAACCGUGUGGCCGAUGCCCGCCUAGGCACCUUCUCCCAACUCCUGCUCCAGUGGAAAGGCAGUAUCUACAAGCUCCUCUACUCCGAGUUCCUUAUUUUCAUCUCCCUCUACUUCACCAUCAGUCUUGUCUACAGGCUGAUCCUCAGCGAAAGCCAAAGGCUGAUGUUUGAGAAGCUGGCGCUCUACUGCAACAGCUAUGCUGAGCUAAUCCCCGUGUCCUUUGUGCUGGGUUUCUACGUGGCCCUGGUGGUGUCCCGCUGGUGGGCUCAGUACGAGAGCAUCCCGUGGCCUGACCGCAUCAUGAACCUGGUCUCCUGCAACGUGGACGGGGAGGACGAGUACGGGCGGCUCCUGCGCCGCACGCUGAUGCGCUACAGCAACCUGUGCAGCGUGCUGAUCCUGCGCUCCGUCAGCACCGCUGUCUACAAGCGCUUCCCCAGCAUGGAGCACGUCGUGAGGGCAGGUCUCAUGACCCCAGAAGAGCACAAGAAGUUCGAGAGUUUGAAUUCCCCCCACAACAAGUUUUGGAUCCCUUGCGUGUGGUUCUCCAACCUAGCGGUGAAGGCAAGGAACGAGGGGAGGAUCCGUGACAGCGUGCUGCUCCAGGGCAUCCUGAACGAACUCAACACUCUGCGUAGCCAGUGCGGGCGGCUCUACGGCUAUGACUGGAUCAGCAUCCCUCUGGUCUACACUCAGGUGGUGACCGUGGCUGUUUACAGCUUCUUCCUGGCCUGUCUGAUCGGGCGGCAGUUCCUGGAUCCGGAAAAAGCAUAUCCUGGCCAUGAGCUAGAUCUCUUCGUGCCAGUCUUUACGUUUCUGCAGUUCUUCUUUUAUGCUGGCUGGCUAAAGGUGGCCGAACAGCUCAUCAACCCUUUUGGGGAGGAUGAUGAUGACUUUGAGACCAACUGGCUCAUCGACAGGAACCUGCAGGUGUCCCUUAUGGCAGUGGAUGAGAUGCAUCAGGAUUUGCCCAUCCUGGAGAAGGACCUAUAUUGGAACGAGCCCGACCCCCAGCCACCUUACACCGCAGCCACUGCUGAGUACAAGCGCCCUUCCUUCCUUGGCUCUACUUUUGAUAUCAGCAUGCAGAAAGAAGAGAUGGAGUUCCAGCCCCUGGAGCAAAUUAAAGAGAACGAGGAGGCGAACCACUCCACGCCACUGCUGGGACACCUGGGCCGUCUCCUUGGUGUCCAGUCACCCACCUUCGCCAGGUCCUCCUCCCGGAUGAACCUGCUGCGCCGGCGAGGGGAGCCCACCUCCCCCUUCUCCCACUACGCCUACCAAGACACAGGCAAGGCUGUCCCCUCCCCAAGGGGGGACACCACCUCACAGGAGCAGUGGGACGGCGACGAUGGAAAGCUAAGGGAGUUUGAUGCCUUCAUGUCAACCCCGUUUUAUGAGAGGCCCGGUUUCUACAGCGCUCCACAGACGCCGAUCAGCUCCAUCCCCAUGAUCUUCCCUUCCCGGCGCCAGGGCCGCAAGAAGCCCCCUGCGCUCUCCAGCAUUGCUGCAUGCUCCAAUUCCCUCAGGGACGUCAUCGCCAACUCCUCGCCUUCCAGGACGAGCGAUAUGUACAAAAGCCAGAGCUCCCUUGGCUCAGGUACCAAGGAAACGUUUAUUUGGCCAACGGAAAGGAACAAAGGUCCUGACUCACUGGUUGUAAUGGUGGAAGAAAAAAACAACUCUAACAGUAGAGGCAGAGAGGCUGCCACCACGGGGAGUCCAGAAGCUCUGUCCACAGCAUCAGACAGCCCUAAAUUCCCCCUCCUGGCAGAGUCCCCGAACCACGAGAAGCAGGGCAACUUCACGAGCCUGAAGAGCUCGAAAGGCUCCCAGCCACCCUGGCUAACUCUGGAGAACACAACAGCCGGCCCUGGUUCUGAGCAGCUGAGCACCCUGCACACCCCCGGCACCAAAGCGCCCACCAGCAGCCCCCCUCCCUGCUUCUCUUUCACUCCUGUAACAUCUCCAGCGCUGGAGAGGUCCCCCAUGGGGAAUGCAGGCCCCGACAGCCUAAGUUCAGAAGACACAAGCAGUGCGCCAGACCUGUACCCAUCAGAGGUUUCUGGGACAAGAGAUUCAGGAAACAGAAGCAGUAAUAAUCCCCCGACAAGAGAGACAAGACGAGUGGAGAGCCCAUCCCCAAACGAUUCUGGCAUCUCUCUCGGUGAUGGUGACUACGUGGGGCUGAUGGAGGUGAUCAUGGAGACUAGUGAGAGCACAUGUGAAGAUCUGAUGGAUCAGUACAGCUAAAGGAGACCAAAAGACACAGGUCUGUUAAAAUACCUGCCAUAUAAGUGAUAUUGCAAUAUCUUUACACCUGGGCCAACAGAAGAGCAGUGCAGCCAAACCCCAAGCUGCUGGAGCAUUCACCAAGAGCCCAGCCCAGGUGACUCAACACUACUGCCCUCAGGUACAGUAGCAGGCACACGAUUUCAGUGUUGCAACAAGAAAAAAGUGAGGAAAAACCCUACGCUUUAGCAAAACCAACAAGACUUUUAGUGUUAGGCAUUACAGAUGCCUAACAGCAGAACUGUAGCUGAGCUGACAGCAUCCUGACAACCCUGGAAUUCAGGCGUAGCCCAAAGCAGAAGAGGAAUACAGCCAAUGACACCUCCUCACAGCAGGAAUUAGAACCCCAAGUUUACAUUAUUUGCCACAAGGCCCACUACACGUCCCAUGCAGGACUGGCACUACUGACAGAUACUCCAGGGAAAGAAAGGGACUGAGUCACAGCACCCGUGAUACAGACCCACAGUGCCUCACGAAGCCCUACCUACCUGGUACUCCCCCAUACUGGGAAAGCCCCCAUACUGGGAAAGCAAUGGGAUAAGGCUCUUGAACAGGUGGCUGCAGGCAAUGGUGUUCACAUUGCUUCCAUUUCCCCAUCGCAUCUGCCACUGACCUGAAAGACCUGAAAGCUCUCAAGGAAGUCUUGUCAAUGGCAGCAGACACCACAAAGCUAAGAUUUCUAACUAUCCUCCCUGAAAACAAUAAAAAAAAGCAAGGCUGAAGUCCAGGACCACUUGUUUCCUCAUUUCAGUUUCUGUGCAAUAAUAGAAAUUGCAAGUGUUAAAGAAAAGUGUUCCUCUUUUCAGAUCUUCAGGAACAGCUGCAGAUCUCCCCACACCACAGGAAACAGAACAAAUUCAGUCCACCUCACGUACUCCUCACCCUCUGCCUUUCAGAUAGUUUGGCCUCAGCUGGUGUCACCAUCAGCCCCACCUAACUCCCAGCAUUGUCUUUUGAGGUAGUUCCUCCAUCACCACUGUUUGUCUAGCUUAGAGCACUCAGACAGCUCUUUACUCACAGAGUUUUCUUUACAGACAAGUGCAGUCCCAGUUGUCAGGCAGGCAUGAUGCUCAGUGAAGCAUUAAUCCCACCCUUCAGCAACUCAGGAAGCCCAGAGAUACUAAAGCCUCCCUUUCCUUGCAUUACAGCAGAAGUUGUAGUGGCAAAAGCAUUUUAAAACAGCUUUAGUCCCUCAGCAAUUCCUGCAGUGGAUACUACUGGAUGGGAAAAAAAGCUAAUUCAUAGAAGUGUUAACCAAGAAAAAGUACAACUUGACCCCCCCCUUAUGCAUUUCUUCAUGCCCAGCUUAAGAUAAAAUUCUCCCAGUGGAGACUAGGGAGCACAAUCCUUUCAAGAAAAAGGGAACAAACCACUUUGAACCAAGUCACUUUAUUGGAUGGAAGGCGAUACACAAAACACAGGAGAAAAGAAGGCUGAUAUUUGGUACAGAGUAAGAGAACUGUUUAUCUAGAUAGCUGAAGAUGCAUGCACUGCUGGACAGUAAAGCAGGAAUCUUCCUGAAACCCACAGGGUGGUGUUUGUGGCAAGACUUCAGCUCUCAUUGUCACUGUGCCCGAGGGUGUGCUUGUCGAAGAGGUACUCUGCCAUGCCAUACUUUGGUGCCCCCAUCUUCCGCAGGUUGGUCACAUGGU
Messenger RNA from Cygnus olor (mute swan), 4224 nucleotides. RefSeq names its product bestrophin-1-like. The record is from RefSeq and is a predicted model, not a curated record. Gene Ontology annotation, molecular function: chloride channel activity. Bases 92 to 2533 code for a protein of 813 amino acids. The transcript has 9 exons. NCBI's taxonomy places the organism in Eukaryota, Metazoa, Chordata, Aves, Anseriformes, Anatidae.